Achroia grisella is the source of this 3935-nucleotide messenger RNA. RefSeq names its product cytokine receptor (gene dome). Bases 1 to 3729 code for a protein of 1242 amino acids. The record is from RefSeq and is a predicted model, not a curated record. NCBI's taxonomy places the organism in Eukaryota, Metazoa, Arthropoda, Insecta, Lepidoptera, Pyralidae. Gene Ontology annotation, molecular function: protein binding. The transcript has a single exon.
AUGGCUUACGAUCAAUUACAUAAACGGACAGCAAAAUGCAGCAUUUCAAGAAAAGGACCAAAUUUUACACUACGACUGUGGUAUACCUUCCUUAUCAGCAUGAUUAGUCUACCGAGUAUAAUGAUGUCUUGUUACCCUAAUGGUUCUAUCGAUGUUCGAUACGGCAAUCCUCUGGAACUAUAUUGCAGUCGUAAAAACACAUCUGGACGUCUCGAUAUACUGCAUGGGUCACAAGUUGUCACUGACACUACCAGAGUUAACGACACCACAAUAAAAUUGUACAUUGAAAAACCAAACAUGACUUCAGCGACGUAUUCUUGUAAGACUGAUGGUGAAACAUGCUUCUUCCGUGUGCUGGUCGACUUGCCACCCAGGAAUGUCACUGAUUUCAAGUGUGUAUCUAAUAAUUUAAUAUACUUGAACUGUUCAUGGACGGCGCCCAUCAAAUUUGCUUUAAUUAAAUAUGAAUUAAAAGUGCUUGUUAACAAUGAUUAUAUGUUGCCAUGUGAAGUAAAAGUAGCAAAUAUUUAUUCACAUUAUUGUGUGUGGACGAGUGUAAAAGAUGCUAAUUACACUAUAUAUAGAGAAGCUGUGGAUAUAUACUACUUUAAACUUAUAGCCAAGAAUCGUUUUGGCUCAUUAGUUCAGGAUUUUGAAAUUGAUCACUAUUCAGUUGUUAAACCUGGUGCACCAACCAAUGUUAGGGUUAUUACAAAGAUGACAAAGAGUCACAGUGUACUGUUGCAGUGGGAAAUUCCUAGUAUUAUAGCUCAUUUGUUGAAAUGUGGUGUGGAGCACAGGAUGGAGUAUCAAAUAGCCAAAAUUGAUAGUACUGAUGAGUUUCGCAGUGUAAAUGUCACGGGUCUCUCAAAUAAUAACAUUACCUAUAAAUUUUGGCUUAAGAAUUUGCCAUAUGCACAUAUGCAGUAUGAGGUACGGAUAUACAUCAGAUCAAAGAAAGCAAUCAAAGAAGAGUUCUGGUCAGAUUAUAACUAUACAAUCUUUUUCACGGCUAGUGAGAGACCUAGACGGCCACCAGAUCUAAUAACUGGUGCAUUUACUGAAACACAAUAUGAUCUUGAAUCCUCAUCAUAUAGAAACAUUAUGGUUUACUGGAGGCAGUUGGAAGAGUAUGAAGAAGCUGGUGAAAAUUUUACAUACAAAGUUUAUGUAACUAGAAAUAACAAAACUGAGAUUAAGUACCCAAACAAGACUUUAAGUUUGAGCUAUAUAACACUUGACAAAAUUCCAAAGGAACCAAUGCAGAUUUCUGUGGCAUCUAGCAAUGUGAAUGGAUCCUCUAUUAAUAGUAGUCAUAUUUACAUACCACCUGAGGUUGAUAGAAAUUUGAAAGUUACAAGAUUCACACAAAUUGCAUAUGAGGGUGGGAUUUAUAGAUUAUCAUGGGUAACAAAUGAAAACACAAUGAAAAUGGAUAACUACACUCUUUUAUGGUGUCAACACAAUAUUACCAAAAUUUGCUCAGGACGUUUGAACUUCAAAGUGUUAAAUGGUGAUCUUAAUAACUAUAAAAUAAAUGUUACUAAUAAUUACAGAUAUCAGUUUGCUAUAUCCGCUAAUAAAGGAAUGGCCACAAGUGGAAUUGUUUGGGCUACCUGUGACAUGUCUAAAGAUACACUUGAAGUAUAUAGUUUUCCAGUUUCAAUUCAAACAGAGCAUACAGGGAAAUCAUUUGUAGCAAUCUCAUGGUCCUUCAGCUGUGAAUUAAACCAAGAACUGAAUACAAUUAAAGGUUACAACAUUACUUAUUGUAUUGGUGUCAAAACUCAUACUGAAUGUGAUCCAACUUAUAAUUCUAGUAGCAUUAUUAUUAAUGAUUUACAUCAAAUGAAACUUAACAUAACGGGAUUACGUCCUUUUAAGACUUAUCUUUUUACUGUAUCAUUGGUCACCAUUUAUGGAACAAAGAAAAUACCUACAAUCCGGUCAGUAACAACUGUAGAAGACACGCCAACUCCCCCAAGAAAUAUAAAGAUUUCUGAUGUGGAAAGCAAUUCAUUUGUAUUAUCAUUUGAUCCUCCUGACCCAAGAAAUGGAAUUAUUGGUAACUAUACUAUUUAUUGCAAUGGAGUAGAGCCAAAGGUAGUGGAAGUAGAAAGUGACAGCAAUGAUGUAUAUAGAAGAAAUGUCACUUUGACAAACUUAGACCCUUACACUAAUUACACUUGUACAGUGAAAGCUUGUAAUAUUGGUAUAAAGAAUUGCUCUCAGCCUGCACCACAGAAUGGUAUAUUUGUUCGGACAAGAAUUGGUGCUCCAAGCCAAAUCCAAACUGUAAAUAUUCAUAGUAAACCUGAUUAUGUUACAUGGGAUUUACCUCAAGUACAUGGUGGACAUAUUGAUUACUUUGAAAUAAGAAGAACUAUUGAUGGUAAGAAGCAGAAUAUUGAGAGAGCUAAUAAUUUGUCAUAUAACUUAAUGUUAUGCUAUUCUGUGCAAAACAAUGAAACAUUUGAAAUUAGGGGUGUGAAUUUGGACAAUGAUUAUCAUCAUGGAGUCAUUGCUCUUGAUGAAACAGUGGUUACUAUACCUAUGAGAAGUGGAGAAAAAGUGCUACAAUUUGCUGGGGAAUGGAGUAGACCAUUUAUAAAUACAUGUACAAUAAAUGAUAACACAACAGUUGUAGUAGUCAUAUUAAUAGGAAUUGCAUUAAUAUGCAUAGGAUAUGGUUGCUUAAAGUUAUAUAAUAUGUAUAAAAAUAUGGACAUUAAACCAGUUAUGCCAGAAGGAUUGUUAAUACCAGGUUCAGAGAAGUGUGGUUUCGAAACCUGGAAUACUAUAAACAAAGAUAAUAAAUUGUCAUUAGAUGAGACAUUGCCUCUGACAAAUACAAAGGCUGUAGUAGUUCCUCCAGAUGUUAAACAAAAAGAUAACAGCAAUUGCAAUUCUAGUAACCAAACAGAAAGUAGCGGUUUGUCAGAUAACCUUUACGGGAACUUGGAUAGACAGCCUUCUACAUCAGAUGAUGAUUCAAACGCAUCUUUCAAUUUAGAUGAUGGUGCUAAAAUUCAACAUUUCACAAAGGAUGAUGAAUACUCGUUUACAAAUUCGGAUGAUAAACUUUAUCAUGACAGUUUUAACGAAAAGCCAUUUAUCGUAGAUUCUCAACCUGUACUGAAACCAAGCUCUGGUUAUGUACAAUCAGUUCCAACUCCAUUGAAGCAUCCAACACCCAAACUUUCAAUAGAGCCUUCAAAUUCGAGUUACGUUAAGGCCGGCCUUUCCCCGGAAAUAUUUACCACUGGUGUACUACCACCUAUUGUGAAAAAUCACCCACCGACCUCAUCAGGGUACGUGCUUCGUGAAGAUGUGAUGAACCCAAUGAAUUUACACAAAUUAGUGCCAAGUGUUAUGCCAUUUGGGCCAGAGAGCUUGCCGUCUACGCCAAACUUGCCACAUCCUACAAAACAAAAUCCGAACAGCUACAUUCAGUUGCAGUCAUUAGACACGUUGCCUAGUCUUAAGCCGACCGAACGGAAUAUUGUGCCAUCAAUGAAGCCUACGGCUGCUGUGAUCAGUCCAGGUGACCCAGUUAUAAAUAAGCACUUAAGUAAUGUGCUAUCCGCCAGCCAAUUGGCCGAUGAUCCGCCUGUUUUAGAUCCUGCGAUGUCAGCGAACGCAUAUUGUCGCUUUUCAUGGAAUACGGAUCCUGCUAACGAUAAUUUAAAGACAUUUUACUCGCCAACUAGUGACUCGUAUAAUAAUUAAUAGGUAGUUUGUGUAUAGUGACUUGUGAUAUCAGUUACGUCUGAUAUGAUUUGUUAGGUAUAACAGACUGAAUUGUAAAUAUUGAACACUGUAGAAGCUUUAGAAAGUGAAUACUAAAUAGGACUUUAUACAAGAAAAUGUGUAUGUGUUGUCUAGUGAUAAUCCUUGUGCCUUAUUAAAUUAUUUUAGAUAAUAUGAAACAAAAU